UGGUUGUAAUCCAUGAAAUAUUCAAGAAUUAAGAAUGUAAAUGUAAUCACUGUUGUAAAUCAACGUAACAGUUAUUUAGAUGAUCUGAUUCUUAUAAAAUUUCUUAAAUACUGCCAAUACAAAUAUGUAAAUGCUAAGGGCGAGCUAAAAUAGCUAAGGGAUUUUUAAAAUGAGUAAUUUAGAGUACAUUCAAAUAAAAGACCUGAAGGCAGGUAUGAAAAACAUAAACGCAGUAUUUAUAGUGUUGGAUGUAGGUCCGCCGACAUUGACGAAGGAGGCUCGGGAAGUGCGCACGCUGCGGGUAGCUGACGCGACCGCCUGCGUCAAUCUGUCGGUGUGGGACGAGCCGGGUGCCUUGCUGCAGCCCGGGGACAUCGUGCGUCUCACGCGGGGCUACGCCUCACUGUGGCGGGCGGCACUCACCCUCUACUCUGGCAAGUCUGGAGACAUACAGAAGGUUGGAGAGUUUUGUAUGUUAUUCAAUGAGCAGGUAAACAUGAGUGAGCCACAAGCUACUCCUCCCGCACCACCCGCUCCUCCCUCGGCUCCAGCUCGCAAUCAGCAGUCGUCUGCUCCGACCACACAACACAACAACAAGUCUGAACGCUUCACACCUUCAGCUACUGAACAUGGCAAGCAUGCUCACAAGACAUACGUAAGAGGCCGAGGUCACCAGCGAGGCAACAAUAGGAGAUAGCAGUCACCUGAAUAGGGCCAAGUUGUGGACUUGAGAAGCUUGAAACAACUGGGGUUUAAACUAAAUAUUUAACAGUGAAAAGUGACAGUGUAAUAGAGACAUGCUUGUGAGCUCGAUGCAAAGGUGGUACAUAAUGCAGAGACAAACUGAAAACAAAAAAUACCUUUGGUGGAAGAGUAUUUUGUAAGCCUUCACAGGUUCAUCACUAUCCUGCCUAUUUGUUACAAAACAAUGAACACAUUUUUAUUUUGACCACUUGCACUUUGAAAAAGUGGACUGUCAUUUGUGCCAAAACAGUCUGAACAAACCGAACUAUAUGUAUCUAGUAUAUCUUACAUAGUAUUCCACGGUUUAGUACUAAACAUGCAAAGUGCAGUACCUCAGCAACAACCUGGAAUAUUUAAUGGUGUAAGCCACUUCUUACAUUCCCAUGUAGUUUCACUCCAUUUCUUGUUUUGUAGUUUGACACUCAUUGUAUUUGUUUCUGAGCCAAUUCCAUCAGUACAUAGAUAAAAUGGUUUUUAGCGUUAGUGAGUAAUGUACUAAGUCAACUCAUACUCUGAGAAGUAUUUAUACUGUAAAUAGCCUGGGAUACCUGUUCAAUAUUUGUAUCUGAUUGACAACCUUAUGCUGCGGAUGCCUCCUGAGGGCUUUCAAUAUCUCUAUCGAUUGGGAAUAAUUAAAAUAAACUCCAUUAGUAAAGCUUAAAGUUCAAUAACUUUUUAAAGAAAAUUCAGUUUGGAGAAGAGUCAUGUUAUAAAAUCUCAUCACUAAACAUGAUGUUUGCAGACUAUAAAUAAUAUUAUAUUUAAUCCCACUAUACUCACUUUCUCUUAAUUUUUAGUAAAAUGAUUUUGUUACGAAAAUCUUAUCAGUUUUAGAAGGUACCGGUGUAAGAAGAAAACUAAAAAUAUAACUAAAAUACAUGAACUUUGGAGAACAGAAAAUGUAAAUGAAUUUUAGUCUCCUGUGAAAAACUUUGGUAUUUGAUAUUACACACAACACACACACACACACCCCUCAAUUGUGUUGUAGAUGUAGUAGGUGAUACAAAGUAGAUCAUGAACUAGACAUGUAUACACUACACAUAUGGUUUCAGUCCCUAAUAAUUAUUAUUUUGAAUGGCUUGAUGAUGCCAAUGUCUGCAAUUUUAAAUAUCAGAUAAGACAUAAUGUGUAUCCUGCAAGAACAAUGUGUAAUAAAAAUAUGGACUCUU
This is a messenger RNA of Bombyx mandarina (wild silkworm), 1913 nucleotides long. Its product is annotated as SOSS complex subunit B homolog. The record is from RefSeq and is a predicted model, not a curated record. Gene Ontology annotation, molecular function: DNA binding. Gene Ontology annotation, cellular component: SOSS complex. Gene Ontology annotation, biological process: double-strand break repair via homologous recombination; response to ionizing radiation; mitotic G2/M transition checkpoint. NCBI's taxonomy places the organism in Eukaryota, Metazoa, Arthropoda, Insecta, Lepidoptera, Bombycidae.